Messenger RNA from Microthlaspi erraticum, 339 nucleotides. The record is from the annotation of a GenBank genome assembly. Lineage: Eukaryota; Viridiplantae; Streptophyta; Magnoliopsida; Brassicales; Brassicaceae.
AUGGAUGGCGCAUCGCAUGGGAAUCCGAGUUUGGCAACGGCUGGAGGGGGGUUACGGGAUGGAGAUGGUCAGUGGUGUGGCGGCUUUGCUCUCAACAUUGGGAGAUGCACAGCCCCAUUAGCGGAGUUAUGGGGUGGGUACUAUGGUCUCUGUAUCGUCUGGGACAAGCAGAUCAUGCGACUCGAAGUGGAGGUUGAUUCAUCGAUGGUGGUUGGGUUCUUAACGACAGAGAUUUCUGACACACAUCUACUGUCUUUCCCGGUACAGUUGUGUCAUGGCUAUUAUCGAAGGACUAGAAAGUCCAAGUUACUCAUGUUUAUAGGGAGGCUAAUCAUUUAG